CUGGAAGGUAAAGCGGAUUCUACAGUGAAAGAUAAAUAUAUACAUAUAGAUUUAUAUACAAAUAUAUAUAUAGUAAUUUGCAUAUUAUAAAAAAAUAAACAAUCCGUUUUACCUUCUCGGAUAAGUUUCUGAACAAACUCCAGUAUUAAUUUAAAUAAAAAAAAUAAAAUCAACCUCGUGGUUCGGUGCAACAUCAGUCCAAGUUUUCAUGGUGUCAUGUCUUUGGAAGAUGAAGAAACUUCAGAAAAUAUUCUUUGUAAAUCCGAUGAUUUUUCAUUACUGCAUGACUCGAAUGAAAAUUCAGAAGAUGUAUUAGAAUGUUUAUCAGUGAUGGUAAGCAACGAAGAGUCAGAAGAAAACCAAGUCCAGGGAAUAAUUCUAAACGAUCAUCCAUUACUAGGAGCAACAUUAACAGCAAUAACGUUACCAGACGGAAGUCAAGCCUACGUAGCCAACAACCUCGACAGCAACGACAACGAGGACACUCAUCUCGAGCUAAAAGAUUCUCUGGAAGUAAAAAACACCCGUACGAUUCUCAUCGGUGGUCUCUCCGACUUAUCCGAGGGCAAAACGCUGCACCUAAAACUAGAAACGAACGUCGAUGCUCAAAUAAAACCCGGGUCAUCAUCCCAAGAUGACGUUUACUCAGGAGUCGAGAUAAUUGACGGGGCGACGACUUACAUGGUCACCAGCAACACGGAGAAUCAACUCUGGGAGAUAACCGGCAACAAAUGUACCAACUCACCCAAAGACAUAAACAAAAUUUACGUUAAAAAAAUAACUUCAAGUUCGCGGAGUCAGUAUCCCUGCCCGCGAGAUGGUUGCGGUAAAGUUUACACUACUCUCCAUCAUUUAAAAGUACACGAGCGUUCUCAUACUGGUCAGAAACCAUACGAGUGUACUUUCAGUAACUGUGAUAAAAGUUUUUCAACAGGUUACAGUCUCAAAGCACAUUUGCGUACACACACAGGUGAAAAACCUUACAAAUGUAACUCUGAGUCUUGUAACAAGAGCUUCAAAACCUCUGGUGAUUUGCUCAAACACGUGAGAACUCAUACCGGCGAACGUCCCUUCGUUUGUCCUUACGAGGGUUGCGGUAGAUCUUUUACGACAUCAAAUAUUAGAAAAGUUCACGUAAGAACUCACACUGGCGAGCGUCCGUACCAGUGCAGUACGUGCAAUAAAGCAUUUGCCAGUGCAACGAACUACAAAAAUCACGUGAGAAUUCAUUCUGGUGAAAAACCCUACGCAUGUUCGAUGGAAAACUGCGACAAACGUUUCACCGAGUACUCUAGUCUAUACAAACAUCAUCUAGUUCACACUCAGCAGAAACCGUUUGAGUGCAAAUUGUGUUUUAAAAGGUACAGGCAAAACAGUACUCUCGUUAUGCACAAAAGAACAGCUCAUGCUUUAGUCGAAGAAGGUGAUGCUGAGGAUUAUGUUGAUAAUGAUGGCGAGGCAGAGGGCGAAGGUGACGAUGAGGGUAUCGACGGUAUUUUUAAUAACAACUGUGAUGACAGUUUGAAUAAUGAUCAUCGAGAUAGUAAAAAUGUAAUUGAUGUUAAUGAUCAAUUACAAAUAGAGGGAAACAAAAAUUCAACGGAUAGUGGAACGCAAAUUCUUUUUGUUGGUGAUCCGACUCAAAUUGCAGUACUGCAGCAAAUGGGCCUUGAAGAAGGAUUCAAUGAAACAGAAAUGGAUCCCUCACUCGAAGGAUUAAAUAUCAAAAUAGAAGACAUGGAAUUCGGAUGGAAUUGAUAAAUAAAUAAUAAACAUAAAUAAGUUUAUUUAAAUGGAUUAAAUAAAUAUAUAAAGAGCUAA
Molecule: messenger RNA, 1821 nt
Organism: Microplitis mediator
Lineage: Eukaryota; Metazoa; Arthropoda; Insecta; Hymenoptera; Braconidae
Product: zinc finger protein 143-like
Exons: 5
Coding region: 217-1758 (513 amino acids)
Biological process (GO): central nervous system development; regulation of transcription by RNA polymerase II
Cellular component (GO): nucleus
Molecular function (GO): DNA-binding transcription factor activity, RNA polymerase II-specific; RNA polymerase II cis-regulatory region sequence-specific DNA binding
Source: RefSeq, a predicted model, not a curated record